Messenger RNA from Culicoides brevitarsis, 1733 nucleotides. RefSeq names its product major facilitator superfamily domain-containing protein 10 (gene rtet). Gene Ontology annotation, molecular function: transmembrane transporter activity. The transcript has 5 exons. Bases 145 to 1527 code for a protein of 460 amino acids. NCBI's taxonomy places the organism in Eukaryota, Metazoa, Arthropoda, Insecta, Diptera, Ceratopogonidae. Gene Ontology annotation, biological process: transmembrane transport. The record is from RefSeq and is a predicted model, not a curated record. Gene Ontology annotation, cellular component: brush border membrane.
ACAAAAAUAAACACUUUUAGAAAGUAAAAGAUGUAUAAAGUUAACUUAAGUUUUUGAUACAGCACUAUUAAAAAAUUAAAUUUACGCACUCUAAACUUAAAUACAUUCCACAUUGUGAUAAAUUAAUGCAAUUGUAACAGUAUCAUGGCAGCAACGAAGGAAAAAAUACUCACGAAUGGCGACAAAAAAGGAAAAGAUUCAACAGAAAAGACUCCAACCGGCGUUUAUAUCGUUUUUGUAUCAAUGUUACUGGAUCUCCUUUCCUUUACUUUGAUACUCCCACUAUUUCCGUCACUUUUGGAAUAUUACGAACAACACGACAAAAAUGGCCUGUACAGCUAUUUAUCGAGCAGCAUCCGGUCGUUCCAAGAAUUCAUGCAAAUCCCAACGAAAUUUAAUUCUGUCCUGUUUGGCGGAUGUUUGGGCUCAAUGUUCAGUUUUUUGCAAUUUGUGGCGUCGCCUAUCGUUGGAGCGCUUAGUGAUGUUCACGGAAGAAAGCCUGUGUUGUUAAUUUGUCUCGUGGGAAUUGCUUCAUCGUACUUAUUGUGGGCCUAUUCGAGAAAUUUUGGAAUUUUCGUGUUGGCGAGAUUUAUUGGAGGCUUGAGUAAAGGAAAUAUUUCGUUAAGUAUGGCCAUUAUUACAGACAUGACAAAUCAAAAAACCCGAGGAAAGGGAAUGGCUCUCGUUGGAAUCGCAUUUUCGUUGGGAUUUAUCGUUGGACCGAUGAUUGGAGCGAUUUUUUCAAAAAUUAGUGAUAAAUCGGCGGAGCAGUGGUUUUACUAUCCGGCAAUUUUUGCGAUGAUUUUGGCGGUUGCUGAUAUAAUUUUUGUUGUAUUUUGCUUAAAAGAAAGCCUUCCGCGAGAAAAACGAUCAAAACAACUGUUUGACAGUUUGUCACAAGCAACGCAUUAUAUCAACAUCAGAUCCUUGUUCACAUAUGUGCAAGUUAAAGGAUUGAGUAGAAGAGACCUGGAUGAUCUCAAAAGAAUCAGUUUUAUCUAUUUUGUGUAUUUAUUUAUUUAUUCGGGACUUGAAUUUACGAUAACAUUCCUCAUGUAUCAUCAUUUUAAUUAUACUUCGAUUGAUCAGGCGAAAAUGUUCCUCACUACGGGAGUAAUUAUGACAAUAUUGCAAGGAGGUGUUGUAAGGAGAUUAUCUCCAAAUUUGUCACAAAAAUCGGCUGUUUUUGGAUUGUAUCUAAUUAUUCCGUCAUUCAUCAUAAUUGGUUUCGCCAAAAACUCUUUCAUGCUGUAUGCGGGAAUGGUACUUUUCGCCAUAUCAACCGCUUUUGUCGUGACCUGUUUAACAACCCUGAUAUCAAGAUACGGCAGUUUCGAUCAAAAAGGAUCCAUUUUGGGAAUUUUCCGUUCCAUUGGAGCUCUGGCUCGAGCAGUUGGUCCAAUAAUUGCCUCCUUGUGCUUUUGGAGUUUUGGUGCAAAAGUGACUUACGUCGUUGGGGGAAUAAUGCUGUUUUAUCCAGCAUUAACGUUGCAAUCAUUAAAUUUAUCGCAAAAAAUACAGUAUUAGUAUUUGUGUCUUAAUUUUUUUUUGUAUGAACCGUUAUUUAUUGUUUUUAUUGUUAAAAUAUUUUUUUUUUAAAUAAGAGGUAUUAAGGGGAACAAAUAUUUUUGUACGUACUAAAUAAUUUUUUUUAUAAAUAAAAAAUGUAUUUUAUAAAUAAAAAUAAUAUUUUAUAAAUAUUAUAAUUAAUUUUUAAAUAAAUAAAAUUUAUU